AUGACAGACGAAAAGGCGCCCAACACUGAGAAGCCAUUGAGCCCCGCAGGAAACACACCUCCGGUAUCGUCCAGACAAGCUGCGCAGCGCCGGUUGCUGGCAGCUCUUCUGACUGCAGAUAGAUUUAAUGGACGUCUGAAUAAAAUUCUAGCGACAUCAGCCGGCCAAGAACGCGUCUUCUCCUUCAUCCAGUACACCUCGCACAUCCUCCACCACGUCCUUGCCUCCGCGCCCUGGAUCGCGCUCCAAACCCGUCUCAGCCUCCUCGCGCGACUCCGCUCGAAGACAACCCCAUCAACUGCGAAACCAACACCAACACCACCAUCAACCCCGCAGACCUCCCCCCUCCUCGCUCUCUCCUCCCUCAUGUCCGAAGCCCGCUUCAUGCUGCGUCUCCUAGAUCUUCCCCAACUGAUAGCCUGGGGUUCAGCGACGCUAAAAUCCCCACCGGUAGACAAGACCAUUUACGCCCUCACGCUCCUUCAAGUCCUCGCAAACAUCAUCUACCAAGCGCUCGAGAACUCCGCAUUUCUUACGACGAAAGGCGUCAUACCCAAGCGAUUUCUCGCGCGGUGGGGUGGGGCGGCGAAGGUGGAUAUCUGGAGUACAAGGGCGUGGCUGGGCCAUAUCAUUCUACAGUACUUCGUGCUGUGGAGAGCGAGGGCAUUGCGGAAGAAAGCUGAGGCUGAAGGGGAGUCGGCUGAGAAGCGCGAGGAGCUUAAUGCAGAGGUUAAGGCAUGGAAGAAGAGUCUCGUGAAUAACGCUUGCUGGACGCCGCUGUGUCUGCACUGGAGCUUUGAGAAUGGCAUUGGCUUCCCCGGUCAUUUGGUCGGCGUCGUCAGUUUCAUGGCUGGGGCCUGGGGCUUCGCGGAUUUAUGGGCUUCUACGCUGUAG
This is a messenger RNA of Aspergillus mulundensis, 894 nucleotides long. RefSeq lists its product as uncharacterized. The record is from RefSeq and is a predicted model, not a curated record. NCBI's taxonomy places the organism in Eukaryota, Fungi, Ascomycota, Eurotiomycetes, Eurotiales, Aspergillaceae. The coding region runs from base 1 to 894 and encodes 297 amino acids. The transcript has 2 exons. Gene Ontology annotation, cellular component: peroxisomal membrane. Gene Ontology annotation, biological process: peroxisome fission.